AUGGCGCAGCCCGCCUCGCCGCCCAGGCCAGCCGCCGACCUCAUCCACCAGCUCGAGCUCCAGGUCCUGCAAGAGUACUCGGCCACGGCCCGCAACCUCGACGACAUCGCGACCGUCGUCCAGCGCCUAUCUGCAGCACAGCCGCAGAUCCUCAGCGAGCUGCGGCCCCUCGAGCGCAAGCUGGGCCUCAUCCUCACCCUCUUCAAAGCCUCGGUCUGGUCCGUCUUGCGGCAGCGCGAGGACGCGGCCAUGUACGAGGAAGAGCAGCAGCAGUGA
Messenger RNA from Rhodotorula graminis WP1, 276 nucleotides. RefSeq lists its product as uncharacterized. The transcript is spliced from 3 exons. Gene Ontology annotation, cellular component: mitotic spindle; DASH complex. Gene Ontology annotation, biological process: attachment of spindle microtubules to kinetochore. Lineage: Eukaryota; Fungi; Basidiomycota; Microbotryomycetes; Sporidiobolales; Sporidiobolaceae. The record is from RefSeq and is a predicted model, not a curated record. Bases 1 to 276 code for a protein of 91 amino acids.